Lodderomyces margitis is the source of this 2790-nucleotide messenger RNA. RefSeq names its product tetratricopeptide repeat-containing protein. Gene Ontology annotation, molecular function: protein binding. Lineage: Eukaryota; Fungi; Ascomycota; Pichiomycetes; Serinales; Debaryomycetaceae. The record is from RefSeq and is a predicted model, not a curated record. The transcript has a single exon. The coding region runs from base 1 to 2790 and encodes 929 amino acids.
AUGGAAUCACUUAAAGCGACCUUGUCCCAACUUGUAUUGUUGGUUCCACCAGAAUCAUUUCAAUUGGGAGAUGAUGAAAGGGUGAAUAAGCUCACACAAGCUAUUUUGGAAGCCCGUUAUGUCGAAAUUUUAGAAAUCAGUGAUUUCAAGGAGAUUGCCUGUCUUCCGGUAGCCCAAAGCACUCUUCAUCAAUAUGGAGAAUUGCCAUUGAUUGAUGUUCUUAGGAACUUCACUCAAGCGUUAAUUGACUCAAGCAAGCAGCUUGUUGGCAAGGAUGGUGUCAUCGAUGCACAUAUAUACGCCAUCACAUUUUUGCAACUUUUCAUACAAUCUAACUUCACUGGACCACCAAUUAAGAUGAGUGCUCAUUCACUACUUUUCCCUAUUGCUGAUGAGCAGAAACUACAAUCAGAUGCCAUCAAUGUGCUUAGUGUGGAAGGACAAUCGGCGUAUGAUUUAAUGCAGGACCCCGUUUAUUUAAUUCUUGCCGAAUUGAUGUUUGAGGCAUUAACUGACACUCCCGUUGAAGCUUCAAUAUUUUCCAAAGAUGUGGCGCAACAAACAAAGCAAGUUCUUGAUCACACGGAAAAGAUUUGCCAGCAAAUUGAUGAUCCUGUCAAGGCGUCGAUUACGUGGUGGAAAGCAAGGACUCUACAAGUGCAUUCAUCAGUUUUAUCAGAACCUCUGGGUAUUAUACUGUCUGUUUGUGGAUUAUUGUUGGGAACCAAUUUGCUAACACAUCUUGUUCCUUCAAAGGACUCACCCUCUGGUGUUCAAAUGUUGAGUCAAGUGCAAUUUGUUCUUGAACAAGCGAGAGUUUAUAUCCAUGCGCAAACGGAGCACGCUUCAAUAGCCCCAUUGAACAAGGUUAUUAAUAUCACCGGCUUACAGCUACUCCUCUCAGGAGCCAAAGCAAAAAGAACCAAGUUUCAAAAAUUCCUUACAUCCAACUUGAUUGUCUUGGCCAAAAGCAGACAAAAUACAUUGUAUGAUGUUAAUUUUAAUGAUGACGCUAAUUUGGAAAACUACAAGCUCGAUUCUGACCUUUUACUAGAAAGACCGCAAUUUGAGUCCUUGGAGAAUUUAGAUUUGGAAACUGAGAAUGAAUCAAAGAGAAUAAAAUUGGACCCCAAAGCUGUCAUUGACGAGCUCGCUGAAAAUAGGCUCCUCCCAUUAGCAAUGACUGUUGAAGAUAUACCGGAAGAUUUGAGAGCUCUUGAUCCAAAUAACCAGCCUGUUUUGGGCAACGUGGACAUUCUUCAAAUACUUCUAAGGUUGACAGUAAUUAGACAAACGACCCCUUCGAAUGAUGCUUUGGUCGAAGACGAGUUGUUGGCAUUGGUGGCACGAAUAAUCUAUUCAGACUCCGAGAGUGGAAACUGGCUUUUGUACUCGAGAGCCCUUUGGGAGAGAUCUCUUUUAGAAACAGGAAAAUCCAGGACUGUAGAGAGGGGUAUUCUACAGAUGACGUCAUUGAUUGAGGAAAUUGGGAUCAAAAUUAGUACACGCCUUUUGCCACAAGCUGAAGAGAGCGACCCAAAUACAGUGGCGUCACUGAGACUAAGGUUUAUUCACCAAUUGCCUUUGUUACCGCAAUGGGCCUUGGAUGCCAAACUUGCCGAAAAGUACAUGUCACUAGGUGUUAUCAAGUCGGCCCUUGAAAUUUACGAAAGGCUCCAUUUGGAAAGCGAGGCAGCUUUGUGCUAUGCUGCUAUUGGCCAUGAGCAAGAUGCAGAAAAGAUUUUAUUUUCAAGAAUCAGGGAGCACCCCAAGGAUGCGAGAGCCAUAUCCAUUUUGGGAGAUCUUAAACAGGAUCCGCAAUUGUGGGAGAAGGCCUGGCAGGUAGGACACUACGCCAAAGCAAAAGCUUCUUUGUCGAGAUACUACUAUUCUCCUCCGCCUGGCUCUGGUCUUUCCAAAAACUUGGAAUUGGCCAUAUCGCAUAUGUAUGAUUGUUUGCAUGUCAACCCAUUGAACUACGAAAAUUGGUUCUUUUAUGGGUGCUGUGGUUUGGAGUCUGGACAAUUUGAACUUGCUUCGGAGGCCUUUACAAGGUGUGUAUCAUUAGACGACAGCAACACGUAUGCGUGGUCUAAUUUGGCUUCAGCCCUUUUGAAGCUUGACAAGGUAAAGCCCGCAUUUAAUGCUUUAAAGAAAGCUGUUAGAUCCGGUGGUGACAGAAAAUCGUGGAAAGUGUAUGAAAAUUAUAUGAAUGUUGCCAUGCAGCUCAACGAAUGGAAUGAUGUAUUGAUCGCUUACCGUGAGCUCCUUUCUAUUAGAAAAGACGAGGGAGAUAGUGUGAUUGACAUACCCGUAUUGGAGAAGCUAAGUGAGAUUCUUAUCACGUCUGAGUUUUCAGAAAGUGGGCAAACGUUGAGUCACUUUCAAAGAUCUUGUAUUCAACUUAUUUGUGAAACCUUGCCGACCUUAAUCACAUCUUCAGCUCGCUGUUGGAGAAUCGUGGCCCGAGUUGAACUUUGGAGGAAACGGCCUUGGGCAGCAUUAGAUUGCCAUGAAAAGGCAUACAGGGCUUUGCUUCACAACCCAGAAAUAGAGGUUAAUGAAGAAGUGUGGAAUGAAGUAGUUGAUGCAUGUGCAGAUUUGGUAGGUGCCUUUGAGUCGUUGGGAGAGUUACCCGGAAAACACGGCGCUGGUGAUGUGGUCUGUAACGACUGGAAGUACAAAGCCAGAACAACGGUGAGAUCUUUGUUGUCCAAGGGUAAGGAUAUUUGGGAAGACACGCAAGGAUGGGAGACUUUACAAACGUUGAAGGAGGAUUUAAGAAACUAG